GGACAAGUCUGUUGCGCAACCAUCCCUUUUCUACCCACGACGAAAGAACAGCACAAUCUCCAAUCCCAGCUUGAGAUGACUCCGAUCCUCUGUAUCACCUGCGAGUACCUGUACCACUACCAUCAGCGCGCAAGCCACCGCUCCCCCAAGUAUUUCGCGGAGGCCGAGACCCUCAACCAGAUUCAGUAAAAUACCAUGGCUAUCCCACAAGCCCACACUUGCCCCUGAGCUUGUCCGACUCUGGCAAGAUUAGACUUUGGUCUGAGAUAUGCCAGAGUCUUGGUCUCCUCCCUUGCUGGGAGCUGGUAUCAUUGGGAACAUGUGUCAUUAUUGGUGAGACCGCAGUUUGCUGUCCUGGACUCCGUACCCAGCGAUUUCCUUUGUCUGUGCAGUCUGAUGCCUCCAACUCACUGUCGCUCAUUUAGUUGACCUCGUUUGCUUGGAGAGACCUAUCUCCAUAGAUCUGUGUGGCAGGAAUACACAGACCGCCUCUCUCCUUUUCGGCCCCCUCCCUCCAAUCCUUCUUUUCGGUCCUUCCUGCGGCAAUGGACCUGAGCCCCUCGUCUCGAAAUGGAAACCCCCUACAACAGCUCUAUGGCUCGCGGCGGUCGUUACGCUGGAUUGUGUUCCUCGUGCUCGCAGCCCUCGUGAUCAUCUAUAUGACCGGAUCGACCUACGAGCCUCACAGUGUGGCCGGCAGCGCCGGCGCAGGCACCAGCAGCUCCGGCCACAGGUCAUCCACCUCUGGGUUCAAGCAUUCCCACAAGAAGCAGGCCAAGAACCUGAGUCCGGUGGAUCUGAUGAAGCGACCGAUCUCCCGCGACCUGCAGACCAUCCCCAAGCUGAUGCACCAAAGCUGGUCGUCAACCGAGCUACCAGCAAAAUUUGAACGAUGGAGCGCGACGUGCAGGGAACAACACCCCGACUGGGAGUGGGUGCUGUGGACCGAUGAGGACAAUGAAGAGUUGGUCAGGACACACUUCCCAUGGCUGUUGAAGACAUACCUGGGUCUGCCCAGUGUGAUCUACCGCGCGGAUUUGGUGCGAAACCUCUACAUGUACAUGUUCGGAGGGGUCUAUUCCGAUUUGGACGUGGAAUGUCUCCGGCCUAUCGAUGAGCUAUUUGCCCAGUACAACGUGACGACCGCCUCGCACGGCAAACCGAAACCGCAGUCCGCGCAGAACAUGCUGAAGAGUGGCCGAAAAGCCUUCUUUGGCCGGAUGGGCACCGACCACGGCUCCUCCAACUCGAUCCCCAACGCCUGGAUGGCGUCUACGCCCGGCCACCCUUUCUUCCUGAUCGUGCUCGAGUCUGUCAUGAAGCGGAUGACUGAAGAAGGCGACAUGGACAACGUCGAAGGGAUCACGGGCCCAGGCAAGCUGUACGACAUGAUCAACGAAUACCGGCAGGACGACAGCAAAUGGGCGGGCGAGGCCCUGGACAAGCACGUGUCCAAGAACCCGACCGCCAAGCAGUUCAACCCGCGCAAGGGAUUGAAACAUUCCAUCGAGGUGCUGCCCUUCCAGUACAUCUACCCGUACUCGUGGGAGCGCGACGGCGAGGCAUAUCGAGAGGUUUGCUGGGCCACCAAGGAGGAGUUCAACCCCGAAAGAUGCAAACAGCUGCUCGCGACCGACCAUUGGCCGAGUUAUGUCAUCACCUACUGGAGCCACACCUGGACGAGUGGCGGCCAUGACGACGGCAAUGUACAGAAGCUUGAGAUGGCAGAUCAAUGAGGGAAGAACCAAGAGGGGGGACGGGCACGGGGAUGGGAAAUGAGACCCGGAGUUGGGAAUGUCUGAUGAUGAAGGAUUGGUUUGUCCCUGACGAGGAAUUUUCGGAGUACAAAAAAGAGAUAUCAUGGGUUUUGUUCUUCUUUCUGCCCGGGCCAAUUUUUGCUUGUUAUAACGAGAUCAUAGACGAGAAAUUGCUUGCGGGCCAGGGCUUCAGCUCGUGAUUUGGCGCGGCGUCGGGGGGAAAUGACAGGGAGGAGGGAUACAUUUUGUGUAUAACCAAGUCGUCUUCUUUGGCCAGAAUUAGAGGUGACAGUCCGUGUUUGGUCUUGGUGUCAGAUAGAGAACGAUAAUGAAAUAGAAGAAGAGGAUCUACGCCAUCG
This is a messenger RNA of Cladophialophora immunda, 2116 nucleotides long. RefSeq lists its product as uncharacterized. The transcript is spliced from 2 exons. Lineage: Eukaryota; Fungi; Ascomycota; Eurotiomycetes; Chaetothyriales; Herpotrichiellaceae. Gene Ontology annotation, biological process: mannosyl-inositol phosphorylceramide biosynthetic process. Bases 546 to 1736 code for a protein of 396 amino acids. The record is from RefSeq and is a predicted model, not a curated record. Gene Ontology annotation, molecular function: mannosyltransferase activity.